AUGUCGUCGAUGAUGAAUAAAACUGGAAGAAGUAGAAAGAAAAGCGAGAGGAUAUUACUAAAGACGACAUUCAGCAAAUUCACUAAUGAAGAAUCAAAUCCGGUGCUUAUUGAUAUGGAAGAUGAAGACCAUCAAGGAAACGAAACAGAACAACCUCGAAUUAAAAGACAAAUGCAAAAGAAAGAUUCAACAUCUAAGAAAAAAAUAAAGAAACAAACAGGUUGGGAUAAAAGCGUAAACCGCACACCGGAUAAUUCGAUACAAAGGGAAAAUGAAAUGAGAACAAAAAAACGGUUUGACAGUUGUAAAAGAAAUGGUCUUGAAGUUGUAGCUUUGAACUCAGAUUCAAGUUGGAAUGAAAGUGUAGACCCGACACCAGAAAAUGCAAUACAGAGGGAAAAUGAACUGAGAACAAAAAAACGUUUUGACAGUUGUAAAAGAAAGGGUCAUGAAGUUGUUGUUUUAAACUCACGUUCAAAAGAACAUAAUUUGAAAAGUAAGGUCAAGGUCAAUAAGUUUGAUGUCGAUGUUGACUCGGAUUUUGAAUAUGCUCAAACUGUGGUUAUUAGGAAAAAUAGGAUGCAUGGCACUUCAUUCAAAAAUGAAAAUGAAGAACAUGUGAAGAAAUUAAGUAAAAAUGUAGUUGUACAAAAGAGGCGAAAGAAUAAUAAAGGAAAUGUAGGGAAAGCAAGAAAAGUGCCUAAAGUUGUAGAUACUAAUGCAAAAGAACCAAGGAGAAUACAAGUACGAACAUCACCAAAUGUGUUGUACAAUUGUAUGCAUAACCUUAGUGAGGAACAGGAAUCAUAUAUUUCUUCUAUUGGUCUGGGGCAUUUGUUAAAUAUGAAAGUGGAUGGGUAUGCAUCAAUUAUUGGGCAUUAUACGGUAAGGAAUUUUGAUGCAAAUAGGAUGGUACUCAGGCUUCAUCAUCGUGAUAUACCAAUAAAUCGGGAGGUUAUUCACGAAUUGUUAAGUCUGCCUUUAGGGAAUGUUGCAAUAAAGUCGAUGGCUUAUAGACAUGUUACAGACGACACGAUCACUGCUUGGAGGAAACAAUUCGAUGAUGAAGAUAAUAUUAGACCAAGGGCAGUUCAACAGGCUAUUACGCAAACAACACGUGCAAAUUUACUUUUUAAAGUAAACAUCUUUGUUCUGCUGUGUAAUACACUAGGUCAGUCAAUGAGUAUGGGAAGAUAUGACCUUUCCAUGUUAUCAAAAGUUACAAAAGACCUGGAUCUAAGUGACAUCGAUUGGUAUGGAUAUGUUUUUGAUUGCCUUAAGGACACAAAAAGUGCAUGGAAUCCAUACAGCAGAAAAGGAUUCUAUGUUGGGCCAAUUAUCUUUCUUUUGCUGCUAUAUGUAGAAAGUGUACGAUGUGAUUCAGUAAAGAUUGUACGAGGCAGACCAAAAAUAUGUUUUUGGAAUGUUGAUAAACUGCGUGAGCGAGAAAGAGUCGAGUGUAGGACAAUAGGUUUGGGUAUGGGUGAAUUACAAGAACCAUUUCAAGUCAUCAAUGAAUCAGUUGGUACUGGUAAUGUAGUUCAUGAAAAAGUUCAGACAAAUGAUGCAGGAGAAGGUGUGAAAUUAAGUCAUGGAUGCUUUAAGGGAAAUGAAGGAAAAGAAAAUUUCAGUGGAAGUGGUGAAACAGUUGAGGCCACUCUUUCAACAAUAAAGGAGAUGCACGACAUGCUCAUGCAUCAAAAGAAAGUGUUGGAAGAUAAAAUAAACGAUUCUGUCAAGAAAUACCUCGAUAAUCCAUUGGUCCAAGAAUGGAAAAACAACUUAAAUGAUCUAUUUAAAGAAGUUGCAACAUCAGAUGAACCAGUUCAAUCUCAAUGGUGGUAUGAUAACGAGGAUGAAAUCAAACAUUCACUAAUUCUUGCAAUAUCUCAUAAACAGUUUGACAACUUACCGAUAGCAAACUAUAAUAUUCAGAUGUCAAAGGAUUAUGCAGACUCCGUGAAUGGAUCUAGAAGAAAGUCUUCUCAUAGUACAUCACCAGCUAAAAUAGAAAUAGCAAUGCCUUUGUCUAUUGUUCCAUUCAUGAAUGAACAGAAGGGGUUUAAUAGAAGAGGGGACAUGCCUCGCAUGAAGUCCGGUUAUCUCAAAUAUCCUUACAUUAUACGUGAUGUUGAUAUCACCAAAGGAAUUCCACGACCAGAAAAACGUGUAGCAGACUGGAUAUUCUCUCUCCAAGGCAAGCCAACUGAUAUAGUUUUCCACAGUCUGGAUGGUUUUUCUGUUCAGAGGUUUCACAUGGAAAGUUUUCUUCCUACAUGUGAACUAUUUGGUCAUGUUAUUGAUUGUUGGAGUCCAGUGUUGAAUCUCGAUGAAAGUAAGCGUGCACCAGAAUCUCCUCUGAGAGUUUAUUGCAAGAUGGAGUUGAAGAAUUCGUAUCUUGAAGGUAAGUUAUCAGAAAGUCAAUGCAAAGCUAAAUUCCUUGAGAAUCUUUUGCUUUCUAUUGAAGAUAUGGACUCAACCCUACGUUAUGUUGGAUUGCUUUUCCUACCGGUUGUCCGUUCCUUCCACAUUAUCCUUUUUGUGAUCAAUCUACAACACCCAGAGUUUGUAAUCAUUGACAACAGCAACGUUGAUGAUCCUAUUGAUGUCAUAUAUGGUCAAUUUCCCUAG
Molecule: messenger RNA, 2631 nt
Organism: Lactuca virosa
Lineage: Eukaryota; Viridiplantae; Streptophyta; Magnoliopsida; Asterales; Asteraceae
Source: the annotation of a GenBank genome assembly